Oncorhynchus tshawytscha (Chinook salmon) is the source of this 658-nucleotide messenger RNA. RefSeq names its product intestinal mucin-like protein. The transcript is spliced from 4 exons. The annotation marks the transcript as partial. Gene Ontology annotation, cellular component: extracellular matrix. The record is from RefSeq and is a predicted model, not a curated record. NCBI's taxonomy places the organism in Eukaryota, Metazoa, Chordata, Actinopteri, Salmoniformes, Salmonidae.
CUUGGGAGUUUUGGUCGCCCCCUAGUGACCGCUGUGUGAAGUAUGAAUGCACAAAGACAAACAAUCAGUUCAUCGUUGUGGAAUCCAAAUUGGAAUGCCCAGUGUUCCGUCCAGAGGACUGUGUCCCUGGAACUGAGAAAACUGAUGCAAAUGGAUGUUGCACAACCUGCACUUUAAUCAGUCACUGUGAUGUGAAGAACACCACCACCUACCUUGAGGUGAAUAACUGCAGGUCCUCUGUGCCGGUGGAAAUCUCAGCCUGCGGGGGAUCCUGUGGAACAUCUUCUAUGUACUCUGCAGAGAAAAACACCCUGAUGCACUCCUGCUCCUGCUGUCAAGAGAUGUCUACCAGUGAGAGGAAGGUGGAGAUGGUCUGCCCUGAUGGGAAGAAGAUCAUGCAGUCCUACAUUUACAUUGAUAAGUGUGGCUGCCAUGACUCUGAGUGUGACAAGAAGAACCACUUAGAUUAGGCCUUGACGAAUGAAGUCUUUUGAAGUGUUCUUAUUUACCUGCAUGGAAUAUUCAAUAGUUUUAUCUAAAGGGAACCAAUAGGGUCUGUCUCAUUAUCAUAUAGGCUACUUUCAUGAACUGCAUGUCCUUUCUCUCUACACUAUCAUAGACAUUAUGCAAACCUAUUAAACUGAUGAAGAAGCAUGAA